Messenger RNA from Nanorana parkeri, 1690 nucleotides. It is a transcript of the gene RANBP3, whose product is annotated as RAN binding protein 3. The coding region runs from base 87 to 1646 and encodes 519 amino acids. Gene Ontology annotation, biological process: protein export from nucleus. The transcript is spliced from 17 exons. Gene Ontology annotation, cellular component: cytoplasm; nuclear pore. Gene Ontology annotation, molecular function: GTPase activator activity. Lineage: Eukaryota; Metazoa; Chordata; Amphibia; Anura; Dicroglossidae. The record is from RefSeq and is a predicted model, not a curated record.
CUUGCUCCUAGUUCCCGCCCAGCACAGCCCGCCCCUUGCCUGUGAAAGCUGCCGCUAGGAAUUGUGGGUGCGGCUGAGGCGGUAAAAUGGAGGACCUAGCGAACGAAGACAAACCAGCCUUAGCGCCUCCAGUGUUUGUGUUUCAAAAAGACAAAGCCCAAAAGAGGUCUGCAGAUGGAUCCAGUCCAGAGCAAGGUGAUGAUUCUGAUAAAGAGGAUGGAAGUUAUUGCCCUCCACCGAAAAGAGAACGGACAUCAUCCUUUUCACAGUUUCCCCCUUCUCAGUCAGUAACAAAGAACAAUGUAUUCAUGCCAUCCAGCUUCUGUCAGCCAUCCACUGGUAACUCAGACUCCGAUUUACACGAAAAAUCCAGUGGGUUCAGGCUAAAACCGCCUACGUUAAUCCAUGGGCAAGCUCCCAGUGCAGGACUCCCCAGCCAGAAACCUAAGGAACAGCAACGCAGUGUGCUACGUCCAGCAGUGUUGCAGGCCCCACAGCCUAAAGCUUUCUCACCACAAUUUUUCAACAGUGGGACAAAUGGCAUCAGUGUGUCCUCUGAGCCAUGUGCGUCAUCCUCGAAUAAACCCAUUUUAAGUGCAGCUGCCCCAACACUUACCUCUGAUAAAGCCAAUGAGGCUCAGCCAGAAACUUCUGCUAGCAUGUUCACCACAGAGGGCGUAGAGCGAGGGGAGCAAAGUUCGCAGCAGUCAUUUGUUUUUGGUCAGAAUCUUAGAGACAGAGUAAAGCUUGGAGCAGAAAAUAGCAAUUCACUUGAUGGGGAGAAGUCUGGUCCACAGAGUGCUGAUGCUCCAGCGCAGACUAACUACUUCCUACAGUACAUUAGCUCCAGCUUAGAGAAUUCAGCACACAAAGCAGAAGCAGCAAGCAACAAGUUUGUAUUUGGACAAAACAUGAUUGAAAGAGUUCUGAGUCCACCGAGAGUAGAGGCAAGUUCUGAUAGCAAUAAGGAAAAUACUGGUUUGGAGUCUGGAUCAGAAGGGUCUUCGUUGGAAAAUACUCCAGACAAGACCAAUAACAUCUCUGAAUCGUUAGCGGAAUCAGCAGCUGCUUACACAAAGGCCACAGCCAAACGGUGUUUACUGGAGAAAGUGGAAGUGAUCACAGGAGAAGAAGCAGAGAGUAAUGUACUACAAAUCCAGUGCAAACUGUUCGUGUUUGAUAAAGUCUCCCAGUCUUGGGUAGAGAGGGGACGGGGACUUCUAAGACUGAAUGAUAUGGCCUCCGCAGAAGAUGGCGCGUUGCAGUCUAGGCUGGUGAUGCGCACUCAAGGCAGUCUGCGAUUAAUUCUCAACACUAAGCUAUGGGCCCAGAUGCAGAUAGACAAAGCUAGUGAGAAGAGCAUCCGGAUAACUGCAAUGGACACAGAAGACCAGGGUGUUAAAGUUUUUCUGAUAUCUGCAAGCUCUAAAGACACAGGGCAGCUUUUUGCUGCUAUUCACCACCGCAUUCUUGCUCUGAGGAGUCGUGUGGAGCAGGAGUCAGAGACAAAGUGUCCUGAACCAAUUAGGGACGUGGCCCAGUGCAAUGAGGAAGACAGUGAUGAUGAUGACGUCCUUACGCCUUCUGUCACAACCACCGUUGCACCUAGUGACGAAGGAGACAAGCCACCUGCAUCCAGUACAUAGCACCUGCUUAACUUGUCUGCAUAAGAUGGUUGUCCUCACCUGGC